Molecule: messenger RNA, 1173 nt
Organism: Aspergillus pseudoviridinutans
Lineage: Eukaryota; Fungi; Ascomycota; Eurotiomycetes; Eurotiales; Aspergillaceae
Exons: 2
Coding region: 1-1173 (390 amino acids)
Source: RefSeq, a predicted model, not a curated record
AUGCUAUUAAAACUCUCCAUCCUUUCCCUCCUCUGUGCUCUAGAGGUUGCUUGGGCCUCGGAGGCCUCCGCAUGUUUCUCGCCCGACGCCAAAGGUAAAGCCGGCUAUGAAGCAUGUUGUGCCAACCAGGACAACGGCAAAGGCACUGUAGGCGGCGUCGUUUUCGAAUAUACCUGCAAAACAUUCCUCAAGAAUGGCAAUGACUAUGGCACAACCCACCGGGGAGUCUCCAGCGCGAGGGAAUGCGCCCAGCUAUGUGCCAGCGACUCGAGCUGCCAGGGCAGCUCCUGGGGGAGCGGCAUAUCUCAAUGCUUCCUGCUGUCGAGCAAAGGAUACACCCGGUAUACCCCCAACCCCGGGUUCCUCAUUCUCGAGAAGACGCCCGAGGAGCCGGAGAAACCGGAUCGUACCAAGGACUGUCAGGAUCUGGUUGAUGCGGGCAAGAAAGAAGGCGAGGCCCAGUGCGCGACGGAGAAGGAUAGACUCCGACAGGAGGGAGAACAGGCUUUGCGUGAGUGCCAGAAGCAGAAGGAUGCCGCUGUUGUAGAGUCCAAGACGCAGUGUGAGAAGGAGAAAGACGAGCUGCGUAAACAGGCCGAGGGAGCCGCGCAGAAAGAGCACGAGCAAUGCGAGAAAGACAAGUCUCAACUGCGCCAGGAACGCGACGACGCGCUGCAAAAGUGCAAGUCGGACUGUGAAGCGGAGAAGGAACAGCUCCGCCAGCAAGGCACCGGUGCAGCAAAACAGUGCGAGAGCGACAAGGCGGGACUGCAGCAGCAGCUCAAGACCUGCCAGGACAAGCAGCAGCCGCCGAAGCCUACCGACACGACCGAAGCCCAGGACCCCAAGUGCCGGGAUAACAGCUGGCAGAAUAUGUGUGGUGGCGUCUGCCAAGAGGAGACCUUCACCCUUGCUGGAGUUGUGUUCAAGAAGAAAUGCUUUGUGCGGACUGUCUUGGGACGGGAAGUGCAGGUCUACCACCGCUCGUCGCUUCUCGAGUGCCUUGAGAAGGACUGUGCUCCCAACAGCAACUGCCUGGGUGUCGGAUGGAGGCCAUGGGAGGUAGGACAAUGCCAUGUUCAUAUGAGCGUCGGCCGUGGUCUUCGCACCUCGUACCAUCCCCACGAGCAUCUGAUCUACGCAAAGGAUCGAGUUGCUCCUACGGGAGUAUAA